Molecule: messenger RNA, 1221 nt
Organism: Lolium rigidum
Lineage: Eukaryota; Viridiplantae; Streptophyta; Magnoliopsida; Poales; Poaceae
Product: EEF1A lysine methyltransferase 2-like
Exons: 7
Coding region: 1-1023 (340 amino acids)
Biological process (GO): peptidyl-lysine dimethylation; peptidyl-lysine monomethylation
Cellular component (GO): cytoplasm
Molecular function (GO): protein-lysine N-methyltransferase activity
Source: RefSeq, a predicted model, not a curated record
AUGGCGGGGAUACGGUGGCCGCCGGAGGACCCGGAGAUGUUCCCGACGCGGAUGCUCGGGACCGGGGUCUGGGGACCCGCCGGCCCCGCGGGCCCAGCCGGGGGCCCGCCCGGCGAGAUGGCGUCCGACGACGACCGCUCGGUGGCCGCCGACUCGUGGUCCAUCAAGAGCGACUACGGGAGCACCCUCGACGACGAGCAGCGCUACGCCGACACCGCCGAGGUCCUCCUCGCCUCCUCCUGCCCCUCCUCGGGCUCCGCCGCCGCCGCCGCGCCCUCCGCCUGCUCCUCCUCCUCCCUCAGCGCACACCACUCCUCCGACUUCAGCUUCGACAAGGACGUGCCGGAUGUCGUGCCGCCGAUGCUGGGCCUGCAGAAUUACCACGACGGCGCGUACGCGGAAGACCUAGCUAAUUACCAUGAACGCAGCCACGCGGAUGACUGGUUUGGCACCGAGGUCAUGGAUGUCCUUGUAGACUGGACCAAAAACUUGUGUUCCAGCAAAGAUUUGCCCGGCUGCAGCGUGCUUGACAUAGGGUCCGGAAGCGGGCGACUCUUGCAGCAACUCGCAAAACAAGGGUUUUCUGAUCUAACUGGCAUUGACUACAGUGAAGCCGCUAUUGAGCUUGCUCGAAAUCUUGCAAUUCGUGAUGGAUUUGAGCACAUUAAUUUCUUGGUUGAUGAUGUUCUGGAGUCAAAGUUGGAGAGAAGGUUUGAACUUGUGAUGGAUGAAGGAACUCUGGAUGCAAUUGGGCUCCAUCCGGAUGGACCUGUAAAGAGAAUGAUGUAUUGGCAGUCAGUGGCUAGCUUGGUUUCUCCUGGUGGUGUACUGGUCAUCACAUCGUGCAGCAGAACAAAGGAUGAGUUAGUGCAGGAGGUGGAGAACUUCAACCAGAGAAAGCUGGGCGCUACGGUCCCUGAAGGAGCGUUGGCCAGUGAUGCUGUGGUGUUCAAGUACCUCGACCAUGUUCGAGCUUAUCCAAACGCGGAUAGCAUCGCCACCGUUGCUUUCCUGCAUACAUGAAAUAUAUGUGUAUCCUUUCCCUAACUUAUCAGACCUGUGAGUAACAAUGUACCCCAGGGCAGCUGUUCUUCUACGGGUGUUAAUUUACCUUGUCGAAUACGUUUGUCGGACACGUUAUUCACUACUAUGUUGCCUUGUUAUAGCUGGAUAUCUUGUUGAUGUAAUCUUUGAAAGCUUAUCAAGUAAAUUUCACAACCA